GUCCUAGUUACACAGGGUACUUCAUCUACUCCUUCGACACACACAGCUCCAACAAAGCACGUAGUCCUCUGACAGAGGAGAAGAAAUACACAACGCGUUGCUCGACAAUGAAGACGUUCAGUUAGUUCUCCACAUCUGCCUCGUCACACACGUGUCACGUCGACAACACACUCGACACAGUUCAGUGCAGUGCGCGCAUUGUGUUGAUCACCAGCAUCACACGAUUUGUUCUGUGUUCGGACCAUCACCAGGUCACAUGGGGCGUUUCCUUAAAACCACAUUGGGAUUUAAACAGCAGGCAGGGAAAACUGCUUCACUCAUCUCAGCGGCUCGGUGGCGUAAUGAGUUGUAUAUAUUUUUUUACUCAUAUGAUUUAUAUUGUCGUCUCACUUCACUUUACUUCACACACGCUUUGUGGAAAUAACCAAUCUGCGUCCGAGUCUGCAACCGACCAGCAACACCCUGAUCUGGCUGUUGGAGUUGUGGCAGGUGGUGAUAAACUAUGAUGAACUGUAAAACCCAGACAUAGUGUGAAACAGAGAUGAUUCAACCUGCACUCACUCGUGUCCUCUUUGUGUUAGGACUCUUCCAGAAAGGUCUAACAUCUGUAAUCCAGUCUGUGGAGACUGUGGAGGAGGCAGUGGGAGAAGAUGCUCUCCUCAGCUGUCAGAUCCUACAGUCUGAAAAUGUGGUGCAUGUCACAUGGCAGAAACAGACGAUGGAUGGGAGGACCAAUCUCGCCACCUUCAACAAUAUCUUUGGCUCCACGGUGAUCUCAGACUUCAGAGGCAAAGUGGAGGUCAUAGGUCGUGGACUGCACAACAGCUCCAUAGUGAUCAAGAAUGUGACGGAGGAGGAUGAAGGCUGCUACCUCUGCCUCUUCAUCACCAACCCUGCUGGAGCGCUCACUGGCAGAACCUGCAUCAGGGUCUAUGAGCUGCAUGAACCCGUUCUACACGUGAGAGAAUCAAAGACAACUGACGAGUUCGUGGUUUCCUGCUCCGCCACAGGACGACCUGCUCCAACUGUAACUCUCAACGUCACACAGCAAGACUUCGACUUCUCACAGAACAAAACUGUCAGUGUGAUCAACACAAACGGUACAUUCACUGUUACUGCCACAGCCUUGUUGGCAGGUUGCCAUGACGCUGGCACACGGGUUGGAUGUGCCGUGCAGGUGCUCUCCCGUCGUAAAGAGGCGUUUGUGGCGAUUCCUGACGUGAAAGUGACGCCUACCAAUGGUUUGGAUGAGGGAUCUGGAUCUGCUAGCAGACGCUUCAUCGGGACGUGGAUUGGGGGAGUGACCUUCCUUUGCACUGCUUCAGUCUUCACUGUCCUGUUCACACGAAAACUAAGGAGCAGUCCGUCACACAGAGACCUUGAGAUGACUGAGGUUCCUCAAACUGCAGACGCUGAUACGGUCCAAGAAGCUUUGUCCACACCAGAGGAGGAGAGUUCGGUCAGAAAACGGACACCUCCUUUUGAAGCCAAGGAGAGAAAAGAGACAGACCCUGAGUCGUCUUCAAUAGCCAGAAGAAUUCAAUUUGACCAGUAGGUGGACCUCAGGUCUCCACUGAAAGUCCCAUGUUGUCUACUGUAGGCGGAGCUUUUUCAUCCAGAGAUAUUUCAAUUUCCUUUUUUAUUUUAAUUUUCUAUCUGUUGCGUGUUAGAAGAGUCUUCAUCCCUCUACUCGUUCGUUUUGACCCCAGCGGGGAUCCCCAGACUUUCUGCAGACUUUAUACUAGGGGGCAAAAAAAUGUGGCUGCUUUCAGACGUGCACUGAACUUCAAAGAUCCUCCAGACGGAUUCAACAAGUAAAAUGAGUCAUAUGAUAAGGACGACUAGAAGUGUGUGACUUUGUGUGUUUCUAUUGUGAAGAGCAGUAGUGUAGUGAUUAGGUUCUCUGCAUUUUUAGUGUGUUGUUCUGGUGGUGUAAGGGUUUGCGUGUGUUUUGUAUUUACUGAUAUCUUGAUAGUAUCUGUUCCUUUUUGACAUUUGUGAUUGUGUAUUUAUUUUUUUAUAUUCAUGGUUCUUCAUAUGGGUUUGUCUAGGGUGCUAUACAAGAAGAGAGAGUGGAGUCAGCCGAGGUCUUACUUGAUACUUGAUACGUGUCAACUUCACAUUGUUCUUGGAAGUUUGUGGCAGCUAAUUUCAUAUUAUAAAAACUAGUCAUUCUUAUUUUAAAGUGACAUAAUGUUGAACAGUGCCUUGUUUACUUACAGCAGUUUUAAAUACUGAGGAGAGAGGGAUAUUUAGACUGUUGUUCUGUGGGUGAUGUUUUUCUACUUAUUUUGUUGAAUUUUCCCACUUUUGCUUGCACUAUUGUGUUGUUUUAUAAAUAAUAGUAAAUAUCAGUUUCAUAAGAACGUGUGAUGUUUCAAUUGAUGUAAGACCCAGAUAAUGGAAUAAUGGUUUCUUCAUUUAUUAAUACAUUUAUUCCAAACAAGGCCAGUGGAGGUCACUGUUUCCUCAGGCUUCAUGUCUGAGGGGGAGUUGAGGCGGUGUCAGGGACUCUUCAGCAGGACCACGAAAGUCCCUCAGUCGUUUAAAAGUAGGAGACAUGGAUUGUUCUGCUCCACUUUGACAUAACCUGCAGCACAGGCAGCUUCUCCAGUCUCUCAUCCAGUCCUCUGUCAGCGGGUGAGUUUCAUUUCACAACAGGAAAGUUUACUUUCUCGCAAAGUUUUGAGUUUUCAGCCUCUUAUGUGUGAAUUUAAACUUGAUCCAGGAGUGUCAACGUUUUUAUGAUGACUACAAUCUAUGAGGGGAGGUUGUUUAAAUAUGUAUAUGGCUGUUGUGCUGGAAAUAACAUUUAAUUUAUUUCAUAAUAGCUGUUUUGUUUCCUCUCAUGAAUUAAUCUUCCUUUAAAUUAACAAAUAUUUCACUGAACUGAACUGAACUUAUUUUACCUAAAUUAAAUUGCCACAAUUUGUUUUUCUUCCUGCACCUGUUGGGUAAAUGGAUGUUUCAUAUUCAUUUUAUUUUUAUUUUGUGCCUAAUUAGGAUUAUUUCAUAAGGUAGAUCUGACAAGAAGAACCCUAACCCCUAUGAACAGAUGGUGUAUAAUACAGAUCAUAUAAAUAUAGGUACUAUAAACAGACAAUAUAUGAUAUAGACAAAAUAAACAGUGUAUAAUAUCAA
Hippoglossus stenolepis (Pacific halibut) is the source of this 3141-nucleotide messenger RNA. Its product is annotated as OX-2 membrane glycoprotein-like. Bases 542 to 1555 code for a protein of 337 amino acids. The record is from RefSeq and is a predicted model, not a curated record. The transcript is spliced from 7 exons. NCBI's taxonomy places the organism in Eukaryota, Metazoa, Chordata, Actinopteri, Pleuronectiformes, Pleuronectidae. Gene Ontology annotation, molecular function: cell-cell adhesion mediator activity.